AUGCCAAAAAUAACUGAACUUCGAGGGUUAUUUAAACCAUUUACAAAACCAUUACAUCGACAAUGGAAAUACGUAUGGCAAGAAAAGGGUAAAUUUAACGAGCCAAAACUAACAUUACCAAAAGCAUUAAAUGGUCGUCAAUUAAAUAUAAUUGAUCCUUUACAUGACCCAGAUCCAAAUGCUUUACCUGAUGAAUCAACACCAUGGACAAGUCCAACGCGACAUCCAAUGUUUGAAUAUCUUGUACCACCAUUACCACGCGAACAACAUCCUCUUUUUCAUCAUGACCAACCCGUAUUUUUAUUUGAUUCAAAAACAAAAUUACAUGCAGGUGUUGAUCAAGCAUGUUUAUUGACGAAGGCAAUUCCAUUCUAUGAAUUACCUCAAUCAAUAAAACAAAAUCUUGAUAAAAUUUCUAUACCUAAUCAAGAUGAUUUAAUUCAAUCUUAUAUUCGUCAAUCAAUUGCUUAUGAUGCAACAAAAGAACAUUUACCACGAAAAUCUACUCCAUUAAAACAACAUCGUUCAUUUCGUAUUGAAUAUGGAAUACCACGUUCAAGACAAAUGUCAAUAUUAUUCGAAAAUAUUCUUCAUCUUUGUGAAUCUUUAGGUGGGCGAUAUCCAGAUUUAUUUAAACGUCAUUUAUAUCGUAAUACACCAUUCUAUACAACAUAUGAACGUUAUGGAGAACCAAUACAUUUAAGAAAUAAAAAUAGUUAUGUAUUAACUAGUCAUACACCAUUAUCACCAAUUGUUAAACGUUUAAAUAAAUUAGAAAUAAGUUCAGGAGAAAAAAAUGAUGAAAAAUUAAGUACUCAUGAUCCAGAUGGACAUUAUCUUAUGAAAGGAAAUGAUUAUCAAUUUUUAAAUAUGUAUCCAGUUUAUCCAACAAUUGAUCUUCAACCCGAAGAACUUUAUCAAGAUGGUGAUGAACUCGGAUGGAGACAAAGAAAAACGAAUGAAUAUGUUCAUACAACAUUUUAUGUUUCGAAUGAUGAAUUAAUUCAUGAAUCAACUACAGAUGAACGUCUUGCACGCAUGGUUAUGUUUGCAUUUGGUUCUGCUCUUGUUCAAGCACGUCAACAAUAUCCUAAUGGUAAUUUAAUUAAACCAGUUACUGUCCAAUCAGUAUUUCUUCUUGAUGAACUUUUUCAUUUUGUUGUAUUUCAAUUAAAUACAUUGAAUUAUAAUGAAACAAAUGAUAAUCGAUAUAAUUAUGUAUGGAUUGAUAAAGAUAAUUAUAUGUAUGAUAAUCGUCCAUCAAUGGUUAUGCAUAAUCCUGUUUAUGGUACUGAACGAAAUUUACAACGAUAUGUUUUAGAGAAACUAAAAUAUAAUCCAGAUGUUUUUCAAAAAUUUUUAGCUUUGUAUUUACAAGGUAUUCAAGGAAAAAAAGAAUAA
Adineta steineri is the source of this 1401-nucleotide messenger RNA. NCBI's taxonomy places the organism in Eukaryota, Metazoa, Rotifera, Eurotatoria, Adinetida, Adinetidae. The record is from the annotation of a GenBank genome assembly.